This is a messenger RNA of Loxodonta africana (African savanna elephant), 1044 nucleotides long. RefSeq names its product zinc finger protein 699-like. Bases 1 to 1044 code for a protein of 347 amino acids. The transcript has 2 exons. The record is from RefSeq and is a predicted model, not a curated record. NCBI's taxonomy places the organism in Eukaryota, Metazoa, Chordata, Mammalia, Proboscidea, Elephantidae. Gene Ontology annotation, molecular function: DNA-binding transcription factor activity, RNA polymerase II-specific; RNA polymerase II cis-regulatory region sequence-specific DNA binding. Gene Ontology annotation, biological process: regulation of DNA-templated transcription.
AUGUUACUUGUCCCAGGAAGAGUGGGCCCUGAUGGAUCUUGUGCAGAGGAAACUGUACAAAGAUGUGAUGAUGGAAACCUUCAGAAACCUGGCCUCAGUAGUGAUGGAGAGAAGUUAUCCAGUGAAUAUCUAAUAGUGGAAUGCGUGAAGAGUGACACCUCAUCCUCCAUCUUAGGAGAUAUCUGCAGAUUGCAUGGCACUGACGAUGACUAUAAAAAUCAGGGGAGACGUAUGAGAAAGCCUAUGGUAAAGAACCUCCUUGAAAGUAAUGAAGAAAAUCAAGGAGGAAAAACCUUCAGACGGAUUUCAAAUCUUACUGUGUUCAAAAGAACCCCUACUGUUGUAAAUUCUUCUGAAUGCCAUGAAUCCUUCAUCAACCACUCAUCACUUAAGCAUCAUAUCAGAUCUCCCUCUGGUUGUAAUAUUUAUCAAUACAAGAAAUGUAGAGAAGCCUUCAGUUGUCCCUGUGACCUAAGCAGUCCUGUAAGAACCCUUAUUGAAGGGAAACCCUAUAAACGUAUGGUGACAGCACCCCUUGGAGAGAAACCCUAUGAAUGUAACAAACGUAAGAAAGAUUUCUGUAGUUUCUCAUCUUUUCAAACACAUGUGAGAGGUUGUAAGCAUAAAUGUAAAGAAUGUUGGAAAACCUAUCCCUCAUCACACCUUUUACAUAAAAAAUUUCGUAACGGAGAAAUGCCUUAUGAAUGGAAAGAAUGUGGCAAAGUCAUCAGUCAUUCCUCAUCCCUCGUUAUACAUAUAGGAACUCACAAUGGAGAGAGGCUUUACAAAUGUAAGGAAUGUGAGAAAGCUUUUAGCAAGUCCUCAGCACUAACUUCACAUAUAAGAGUUCACACUGGAGAGAAGCCUUAUGAAUGUAAGGAAUGUGGAAAAGCCUUUAGUCAUUCCUCAACCCUUGCUACUCAUAUAAGAGUUCACACUGGAGAGAAGCCUUAUGGAUGUAAGGAAUGUGGGAAAGCCUUUAGUAGUUAUAAACACAACCUUAGAGAAUUUGCAAAAACCAACCAAAGCUACAAGAAAUACUAA